This is a messenger RNA of Phyllopteryx taeniolatus (common seadragon), 2267 nucleotides long. Its product is annotated as zinc finger protein OZF-like. The record is from RefSeq and is a predicted model, not a curated record. Gene Ontology annotation, molecular function: DNA-binding transcription factor activity, RNA polymerase II-specific; RNA polymerase II cis-regulatory region sequence-specific DNA binding. The transcript has 3 exons. Gene Ontology annotation, cellular component: nucleus. Lineage: Eukaryota; Metazoa; Chordata; Actinopteri; Syngnathiformes; Syngnathidae. Bases 267 to 1643 code for a protein of 458 amino acids. Gene Ontology annotation, biological process: regulation of transcription by RNA polymerase II.
GACUGCUACUUUACGAGUAGCAGUCAAGCCAGCUGGCUUGACCGCAGUGGAAGGUCGCCCUUCCCAACAUGGCCACCUACAGGCAUGUUGCUUAACCGGGCUGAUACAGCGCGCUGGCGUAUCUAGUUUUUAGAUCUAUGGACGACACUCGUCUUAACCACACGGGCUACCAUGUGCUGCACAAAAAAAAAAGAAGAAUCCUGAAUUUGUACCAAACGUGCUGAAUUCUUCUCACAAGCGCAGAGUGUCGUGUUCAUCGUGUGAAAAUGUGUGCAAGAAGGACAGCAGAGUACAAGGAGGAACUUUGUGGACCAGAAGAAAAAAAAAUUCUAUCACUGGACGCUGCUUUCAAUCUGCAGCCUCGAACUGUGCAAGGCAGAGCAGACAUCAGUGAAAAUCUUCAUCUAGAGCGGCAGCAGUCGAUGUCCCCUCACAUUAAAGAGGAAGAGGAGGACAAAGAGGUUCAACACAUCAAAGAGGAGGAGGAAGAGUUCCUAGACAUUAAAGAGGAAGGGCUGGAGGAAAUCAUCAAGAUUCCAUCGACUGGUGUCCCUUUAAAGAGUGAAGAUGAAGGUCAAAGUGAGGAGGGCAGAGGGGCGGAGCCUCCAAGCAGCCGCUCAAGUCAACACAUGAAAACAAAAGGUGAUGGAGACCACUGUGGAGGAUCAGAAGCAGACAGACUCUUAGAUCCACUAUCAGGUCGUGAUGACACGACGUCACACUCUCCUCACACUAAUGAUGAUAAUGAAGAUGAACAGUUGGAAGAUGAUAUCACAUGUCACACUGCCAACAAACCCUGGAAAUGUUCCCAAUGUAGGAAAACGUUUGUUUCAAAGAGCAAUUUCAAACAACACAUGAAAAUACACACCGGAGAGAAAGAUUUUGCCUGCUCAAUUUGUGGUCAAAGAUUCUCUCAAAAGGGAUAUUUGACAAGACACUCAAGAACACACACUGGGGAGAAACCUUUUGCCUGCUCAGUUUGUGGUCAAAGUUUCUCUCAGAAUGGGACCUUAAAAAAUCACACAAGAACACAUUCUGGUGAGAAACCUUUUGCCUGCUCAGUUUGUGGUCAAAGAUUCUCUCGAAAGGGAUAUUUGACAAAACACUCAAGAACACACACUGGGGAGAAACCUUUUUCUUGCUCAGUUUGUGGGCAAAGAUUCCCUGAAAAACAAAGCUUAAAAAGACACAGAAGAACCCACACAGGUGAGAAACCUUUUGGGUGCUCAGUUUGUGGUCAAAGAUUCUCUGAUCAGGGAAACUUAAGAAAACACACAAGAACCCACACUGGUGAGAAACCUUUUGCCUGCUUAGUUUGUGGUCAAAGAUUCCCUGAGAAGAGAAACUUAACAAUACACACAAGAACACACACUGGAGAAAAACCUUUUUCCUGCUCAGUUUGUGGUCAAAGAUUCUCUCAGAACGGAACCUUAAACAGUCACAUGAGAACACACACCGGUGAGAAACCUUUUGCCUGCUCAGUCUGUGGUCAAAGAUUUUCUCGAAAGGGAUAUUUGACAGCACAUUCAAGAACACACACUGGAGAGAAACCUUUUUCCUGCUCAGUUUGUGGAAAAAGGUUCUCUCAUAAGUAUCCAGCUAAGAAUCACAAAUGUGUUGGUGACAAUAGCAGUGAUCAAUGAAAGUUUUGCCUUUCGUCCGAGCAGGCUUCAUCAGUUCAUGCACCAAGGAUGAUUGUAUUCUAUGUACCUUCUUAAAGAGAGUCCGCAGCUGCAGGUGAUAGGGGAGGCAAACGUUUAAGAGGUUUGCAAAGACUGUGGAGCGUAUGUCAGUGGAGCAAAGUGCGAGGACGGCCAGCAUAACGACUGGCUGGAUGGACGAGGCAAGCUGAAAGACCAGGACGCUGGAAAUUAUUUCAUGUUCUGUCUGUUCUUUCUGUGUGUCUUUAUCAGUUACAUGAUAUCUUAACUAUUUUAGUACACUAGAUAGUACUGUUUACUUGUUUGUAUACUGUACCGUUUCGUACUUCCUACUAAUGUUGCGGGGUGGGCGGAUGACAUGAGGAAGUGGCCAGAGAUCACGUAAAUCGUAUGUAGCGUCUUUAGCUAGCUACAUUCUCAACUCUCACUUCAGACGACUCGGAGGCGUAUCACUACUUCCUACACAGUAAUAAGGUUGGUGGCAGGUUUAGAGCCUAUGAGCCAAACCCUUAAAGACCCUCAUCAUAGAUCAGCAGGCUGUUGGUGUGUUAAAGAAGGAAGGAAGAUCUUGCUUCCUUUGAAAAGUAAAAGUUGAUUUUUCUUCUA